Messenger RNA from Dichomitus squalens LYAD-421 SS1, 1971 nucleotides. Its product is annotated as serine palmitoyltransferase 2. Gene Ontology annotation, molecular function: serine C-palmitoyltransferase activity; pyridoxal phosphate binding. The transcript is spliced from 3 exons. Gene Ontology annotation, biological process: ceramide biosynthetic process; sphingosine biosynthetic process. The coding region runs from base 1 to 1971 and encodes 656 amino acids. Gene Ontology annotation, cellular component: serine palmitoyltransferase complex. NCBI's taxonomy places the organism in Eukaryota, Fungi, Basidiomycota, Agaricomycetes, Polyporales, Polyporaceae. The record is from RefSeq and is a predicted model, not a curated record.
AUGUCCAGCCUCCCGACCGCCGCAUCCUACCUGUCCGCCGUCUCCGAGGCCGACGCACGCGCCCGUGCUCACGGCGCGACCCCCACGUCGACCCCCGCCCUUUCCAUGUCCUCCUCGGUCACCUCUAGCUCGGAGGACACCGUCCUGGACGAGAGUGGUGUUGAUGUUGCUGACGGGCUCUCGUACCCUCGCGUGCCCCCCACGUCGGACCAGGUGUUCACGACGGUGCACUCGGAGUUCGGGCAUUGCGCGAACGAGGACUAUCGGUACACGUCGCAGCACCGCGCGGGAACGCCGUACAAGAGCAUCCCGGAGCAGGACCCGCCGUAUUAUAUUCUCCUCACGACGUACAUUAGCUACAUCAUCGUAAUCUGCCUGGGGCACGUCCGCGACUUCGUUGGCAAGAGGUUCCGCCGGGCAAACUACAAGCACUUGCUGCCGUGGAACGGCUACGCGGCUCUCAACUCGGACUUCGACUCGUUCUACACCCGCCGCCUCAAACUGCGCAUCGACGAUUGCUUCUCCCACCCCACCACCGGGGUGCCCGGCCGCACGAUCGUCCUCCUCGACCGUUACUCUACAGACUACAACAAGACGAUGGUCCUGACCGGCACGCGCACGCGCGCCUUGAACAUCUCGUCGUACAACUACCUCGGCUUUGCGCAGGGCAAGGGCCCGUGCACUGCCGCAGUGGAGGCCGCCGUGGAGAAGUACGGCUGGUCGUCCGGCGGGACGCGUCUCGAGGCAGGUAACCUCGACCUGCACCAGCAGGCGGAGGCGCUUGUUGCGCGGUUCAUGGGAACGGAGGAUGCUCUCAUCAGCUCCAUGGGCUUCGCAACGAACUCCAACAUCAUCCCAGGCUUGGUCGGCAAGGGCAGCUUGGUCAUCUCUGACGAGCUCAAUCAUGCGUCGAUUCGAUUCGGGGUGCGGCUCAGCGGGGCGAAUGUCCGUAUGUUCAAGCACAACGACAUGAAGUCGUUGGAGAACCUGUUGCGCGAGGUAAUCAGCCAGGGCCAACCGAAGACGCACCGGCCGUGGAAGAAGAUCCUGCUCAUCGUCGAGGGGCUGUACUCGAUGGAGGGGACGAUGGCGAACCUGCCCAUCAUCAUGGCCCUCAAGAAGAAGUACAAGUUCUACGUCUUCGUCGAUGAGGCUCACUCGGUCGGUGCGAUGGGUCCCCGCGGCCGAGGCGUCGCGGAUUACUUUGGCAUUAACCCACGUGAGAUCGACAUCCUCAUGGGCACGUUCACCAAGUCGUUCGGCGCCGCUGGUGGAUACAUUGCUGGCAACAAGGAGAUUAUCGACCGGCUUCGCAUCCAAGGCCACUCGUUCACGUACGCCGAGGCCAUGACCCCGCCUGUUCUCACCCAGAUCAUCGCGAGUAUGGCGAGCAUCAUGGGCGUCACUAUGCCCAAGACCCCCGAGAAGCCGUCGUCGCCGUCGCUCGCGCUCCUCCGCUCUCCGGAACCCGCUCCUGUGAUCCCCGAGAGUGAAGUCAUCCCUGGGACGGCUCCUGCGUCUGCCCUGCCUAGCUGGAUGCCGCUCGUUCCAAGCAUGAUCGACGGCUCGGACGGGAAGAUGCGCCUGCGCCGGCUCGCAUUCAACACGCGUUACCUCAACCGCGGCCUGCGCAAGCUCGGGUUCAUCACGUACGGCACGGACGACUCGCCAGUGGUGCCCCUGCUGCUGUUCCACCCGGGGAAGAUGGCGGUGUUCAGCCGGAUGAUGCGCACGCGCGCGGUGCCGAUCAUCAUCGUCGUCGUCGCGUACCCCGCGACGCCGCUGGUGACGAGCCGGGUGCGGUUCUGCCUGAGCGCGGCGCACACGAAGGAGGACAUCGACGAGGUGCUGCGGGCGUGCGACGAGAUCGGGAACCUGUUAGAUUUGAAGCACGCGGACGGGGAGCGGUGGCCGGUGGAGGAGAUCAUCGAGCGGGCGGUGGAGUUGGUGCGGAUGCCGGAGUGCCCGUGA